AUCACUCCUACGCCCGCUCUACCAUUCCACAUCCUACCCUCCUGUAUACCCCGAAUAACUCCACGACAUGGCUACAACAAUCCAGACCGUGCCUCAGAGCAAAGAGCUCCGGGGGAUGAACCUGAUUGCGGCGCAUUCGCAUAUUCGCGGAUUGGGUGUCGACACUGAUACGCUGGAGCCCCGAGCAGCGUCGCAAGGCCUUGUGGGACAAGAAAAGGCGCGGAAGGCCGCUGCCAUUGUUCUGGAGAUGGUCAAGCAGGGAAAGAUUGCUGGCAGAGCCCUGUUGAUCGCAGGACCACCAAGCACAGGAAAGACCGCUAUAGCUAUGGGCAUGGCUCAAUCUCUCGGCCCAGACGUCCCUUUCACGAUGCUCGCCUCCUCCGAAAUCUUCUCCCUCGAAAUGUCGAAAACCGAAGCCCUCACACAAUCUUUCCGCAAAUCAAUCGGCGUGCGCAUCAAGGAGGAGUCCGAGAUGAUCGAGGGUGAGGUCGUCGAGAUCCAAAUCGACCGCUCGGUGACCGGGGCCAACAAGCAGGGCAAGCUCACUAUCAAGACAACCGACAUGGAAACCAUCUACGACAUGGGCACGAAGAUGAUCGACGCCAUGACCAAGGAGAGAGUCCAGGCUGGCGAUGUCAUCUCCAUUGACAAGUCAUCCGGCAAGAUCAGCAAGCUCGGAAGGAGCUGGGGCAGGUCGAGAGAAUACGACGCCAUGGGCGCCGAUACCAAGUUCAUCCAGUGCCCCGAGGGCGAGCUGCAGAAACGCAAGGAAGUCGUGCACACCGUCUCCCUCCACGAAAUCGACGUCAUCAACUCGCGCACACAAGGCUUCCUCGCCCUCUUCUCCGGCGACACCGGUGAGAUCCGCAGCGAAGUCCGCGAGCAGAUCGACCAGAAGGUGGCCGAGUGGAAGGAAGAAGGCAAGGCCGAGAUCGUGCCCGGCGUCCUCUUCAUCGACGAAGUGCACAUGCUCGACAUCGAGUGCUUCUCCUUCAUCAACCGCGCGCUCGAGGACAAGCUCGCCCCCAUCGUCAUAAUGGCCAGCAACAGGGGUAACUCCCGCAUCCGUGGAACCACCUACAAGUCCCCCCACGGCCUCCCCCUCGACUUCCUCGACCGCGUCGUCAUCGUCUCCACGCACUCCUACAACAAGGAGGAGAUCCAGCAGAUCCUCUCCAUCCGUGCCCAGGAGGAGGAAGUCGACGUCUCCCCCGACGCCCUGGCUCUCCUAACCAAGAUUGGACAGGAGGCCGGCCUGAGAUACGCGAGCAACCUGAUUACCACCAGCCAGCUGAUUAUGGCCAAGCGCCGCGCGAAACAGGUCGGUAUCGAGGACGUGCAGCGCAGCUUCCAGCUCUUCUACGACCAGACCCGCAGCGUCAAGUUCGUGCAGGACUACGAGAAGAGGCUCAUUGGCGAGCAGGGCGCUGUCGAGAUGAACAUCACUAAUGGCCACGGCGAGGCUAUGGAGCUGUCUUAGAUGGAGAUUGGGAAUGGGGUGGGUAGGGGCAAGGCCGGAGUUCGGAGAGGCGAAUGGAUGUGUUUGUAUACUAGCACUGGGCGUCACGGAAUGCAAAAAGCUGAGCAGCACGACAACGGGGUGGCCGAUGUUUGUUAGAUUAGGCGUGUUCAAGCGUAGCAAAAUAAAGAAUCUUUAAUUGUUA
Molecule: messenger RNA, 1664 nt
Organism: Pseudogymnoascus verrucosus
Lineage: Eukaryota; Fungi; Ascomycota; Leotiomycetes; Thelebolales; Thelebolaceae
Gene: RVB2
Product: RuvB-like protein 2
Exons: 3
Coding region: 68-1480 (470 amino acids)
Biological process (GO): regulation of transcription by RNA polymerase II; chromatin remodeling; box C/D snoRNP assembly
Cellular component (GO): NuA4 histone acetyltransferase complex; Ino80 complex; R2TP complex
Molecular function (GO): ATP binding; ATP hydrolysis activity; DNA helicase activity
Source: RefSeq, a predicted model, not a curated record